Molecule: messenger RNA, 4290 nt
Organism: Maylandia zebra (zebra mbuna)
Lineage: Eukaryota; Metazoa; Chordata; Actinopteri; Cichliformes; Cichlidae
Gene: antxr2a
Product: ANTXR cell adhesion molecule 2a
Cellular component (GO): plasma membrane; cell surface
Molecular function (GO): transmembrane signaling receptor activity
Source: RefSeq, a predicted model, not a curated record
GAAGUUCUCACAGUUUGUCUCGGUGAAGUUUGCGAAAAGCUGAUAUUUUUUGGGUUUCUUCCGUCUGGGGUUUUGCGUGUUUUUCGCCAGGUUUGAUUUUAUUGAGGAUGUGAGUGAGCAGUGAAUCACAACGAUGUAGAAACUUCAUCGGUGACGUGACGUGACGUGACGGCGAUUUCCUUGAUUUUGUUGCUCAAAGUGUUAACUUGGUUGUUUUGGAAGAAGUCUGACAUGCAGCUCCUCCUCCCCGAAAACUCAUCUAAACUUUGAUUUUUCUCAACGAGCAGCGACUCCUUAUCGUUUCUCUGUGUGGCAAACAUGCGGGAAAAGUUGUCACGUUACUUUGCCGCGGAGGAGAAACUUGUGCGCGGACAGAGCGGCUGGACUUCGGCGGUGGUCGCGGUGCUCCUGCUCGGGUUGUUCGCCUCGUGCUGCUGGGCAGAAGAAGCGUCCUGUCACGGGGCGUACGACCUCUACUUUGUUUUAGACAAGUCUGGAAGCGUUGCUAAUGACUGGCGUGAGAUAUAUUCCUUUGUGAAGAACCUUACUGACCGGUUUGUGAGUCCGAGAAUGAGAGUCUCAUUCAUCGUUUUCUCUGCCCAAGCCAAAGUCCUGCUGCCUCUGACUGGAGAAAGACACGAGAUUGAAGAAGGUCUGCGGCUUCUGAAAGAUGUGACUCCAGCAGGUGAAACGUAUAUGCACAAGGGAAUCGAACAGGCCAACGAGCAGAUAAAGCAACAGUCGCUCAAGUCCUCCAGCAUCAUCCUGGCUCUGACAGACGGGAAGCUUGCAGUUUAUGUUCACGAACUGACUGUAAAGCAGGCUGACGAAGCGAGGAAAUAUGGCGCUCGUGUUUACUGUGUGGGUAUCAAAGACUUUGAUGAGCAGCAGCUUGCUGAAAUUGCGGACACCAAAGACCAUGUGUUUCCUGUCAAAGAUGGCUUCCACGCUCUCAAAGGCAUUAUCAACUCUAUAUUAAAGAGAUCGUGCACAGAGAUCCUGAGCGUGGAGCCCUCCAGUGUCUGUGUGAAUCAGUCCUUUGAUAUCGUCCUCAGAGGGAACGGCUUUGCCCUCGGACGCAGCAAUGAGGGCGUCGUCUGCAGCUUCAUAGUUGGCCAGCAAACCUUCACUGAGAAGCCGAGCACGGUGCGUAAUGACUAUCUGCUGUGUCCCGCCCCGAAGCUCUAUGAAGUCGGACAGAAAAUGGAUGUUCUCAUCAGCCUUAACAACGGCAAGUCCUUCAUCUCGAGUGCCCACACCAUCUCUGCUACCACAUGUUCGGACGGCUUUGUGGUGGCGAUAGUCUUCCUGGUGCUGCUCCUCCUCGUGGCCCUGGCCCUCAUGUGGUGGUUGUGGCCUCUGUGUUGCAAAGUGGUCAUCAAGGACCCGCCGCCGCCGCCUCCACCAUCUCGUCCUCCACCGCCCGAGCCUGAGCCGCUGCCCAAGAAGAAGUGGCCAACUGUGGAUGCCUCGUACUACGGAGGAAGAGGAGUCGGAGGGAUCAGUCGGAUGGAGGUGCGCUGGGGGGAAAAAGGCUCUACUGAGGAGGGGGCCCGGCUGGAGAAAGCAAAGAAUGCCAAAGUGUCCAUACCACAGGAUGUAGAGGAGCCAAUGAUCAAACGGCCCACUCCAAAGCCCGCUCCCAACCAUCCACCCGAGAACAAAUGGUACACUCCUAUCAAGGGUCGUCUCGAUGCUUUGUGGGCUUUGAUGCGGCGGCAGUACGACCGAGUGUCCCUCAUGCGACCCACAUCAGAAGACCAGGGCCGGUGUGUUAAUUUCAGCCGUGUGCAGCACGCGUAAAACAGAAGAAGAAGAACUACUGUGUGAAAACCAGCAUGUGCUGAUUGCUGUGGACAAGAGAAGAAUUUCAGGUUGUUCUCAAAGACGUGUAGCCCUGCAGCUAAAACCACUAUCUGUUCGCUCUGCUUCACUUUGUGCACAAAGUUUCCCCCUCUGGUUCUUUUUCCUCUCUGCAGUUUUAAAAAUCACACAAGGGGAGAACGAUAGUGCUCUAAUUUUCAUUUAUUAAGUUAUUUACUAGAUUUUCCUCAAACCAAAUCUUUUUAUUUAAUAAAAAAGGCCAAAGCAGGAAUGCAGCGUGCCCCAGAACUUAGCACUCAGACACGGUUAGCUUUUCAUGCGCACCAAAGGCUUAACAUAUUCUGACCAUAUUGCAGCUUCUGUGAAAAUCCUCAUUUCGUGGACACAGACAGAAGCUAUCUUUAAAAAAAAAAAAGAAAAAAACAUGGAGGAAGGGGCUGUUUGCCUUUGGCGUGGAAGUCGGAAUAAUCCCAGCGGGCCUCGCAAGUGCAGAAGUCCACUGCCUUUUGGCAAUGUCUCAUCACGACUCCUCUCCAACUUCGGCUGUGCUGGAUGCCUGGCGGCUGCCCUUUGACUGGCUUAUCUUGUCAUUUUAACACUGAGAAGUGCACACGCAUGACAAAUUGUAGACAGGAUGCCCCAAGGUAUUGGAAGGCACCAAGACUUUGCCCCUUUAGUUUUUUGGUUUUUUUUAAUACACCUUCCUUUCAUUAUGCACUCGGGACAAGGAAAUUAAUAGAGCGUUAUUCGACCGCAGGACAGCCUCCUGACCGGGGUGAUCUCCAGCUAGGUUUGAGGGAUUGAUGCCUUUAAGACCUUGACAUGGCGCUUGGUGUUUUUUGCCCCUGUUUUCAGUUCAGUCUGCUCCCUGCUCAGUAAGGCGUAGCACAUCACAAACCAUAAACAGGCCUAUCAGUUAAGAGUUUUAAGAUAUAGAUGCGGCUGCCUCGACACUGCCCGACUCUCCGUCUCAAUUCUCCGAGGGCUCCCGAGCUGCGUCGCAACUCGCUAGUUCGCUCAGCAGCGGAAUAUCAAAGUUUAAUUAAAAUAAUUAAAGGCAACAGCAAGCAGCAGCCUGUGAAGACCUGGCUGUCUGUUUUUUAUGCCUUUUGACAUUGAAUGACCUAUUACCGCGUUAUUCACAGGAAAAAGAGGACACGGCGCCACGGUGACGGUGCACCGCGUCCAAAACGUAAACCCAAAGCAGCGGAUGCGAUGGACGGAUAAGUAUUGUUCAUUUCCAGAAAUUAUUUCGUCCCCCUCCCCUUCCUCUGCCCCAACCCAAAAAGGAAGGGAUAUGUACUUAAAUAUAUUGUGGAUUUCUCAAGCGCGCUGUCACGACGCCAAUCCCAAAUGAUGUUAGUGUGAGCGGAAACACUGUGGGGGAGGAAAGGGGGCAGCAGCUGAAGAAAAAGGCUCGAAUGAUCCAGUCACUUUGGAUACCGUACUUCAGACGCAAAAUGGAUAUUCGAGUCGAAACCUGACAAAGCGUGCCGGCUUUGACGGGAAGCGGUAUAGACAAUGACCAGUGGCUGGGUCAGUGGGAUGUCUCUGUGCAAGCAGGGAAGCUUAUCAAAUGACACUAAAAAUAAGUUCAACAACCAUCAAGUUUGAGGGGGAACGGGCGAGCGACUCGCAUUCGGUGGGCACGAGGGUGCGUGAGACGGGCGGCGAGCAGCACGCCGGACUAAUUAUUCCUUUGUUUCCUCUCCGUCCCGAUCGGAGGGACAUAAAUAAUUCCGAAUCGAAUCCUCGGGGUGCGCUGGUAUUUAUGUUCGACUUAAACGCUUUUAGCCUCUUGCAUAAUUUUGCAGGCUGACAUUUAAUAGGCUCAUCAGCUCUGGACUUGCAGGGGACGGAGAAAUUUUAGCACUUAGAUCUUGUCUUCUUUAUGUAGCGACCGAGAGCACGGGAAUAUUAUUAACCCAAACUAAUGAGAUAUUUACAUAGCAGUCACAACACAACUCAUCCUGCUUACAGCAUGUCACAAGUCACCGCUGCGUCCCCUCCCCACACCACAUACGCCGUUGUUGUACAUUUAGAGGUAACAAAUCAAAUUUGCUUGUACCUCUCUGUAAAUGAAUGCUGUAUUUUUAAUAAAUGCAAGUAUUUUUGUACUUUUUUUAAAACAUCUUUACAACAACUUUAAACUUCACAUUUUGAUUUUUGUCCACUUUUAACAAAUUCCGGCUUCGGUUCGAUAUGCAUGCACAACUUUCUGUAUCGGCUCAUUUCAUGUGCAGAAUUGUAAAUUAUCAUUUUAAUAUCUUCAAGUCUUUUUUUUAUAUUCACGUAGAACCUUAAAGACCAAGUUCGACUCGCAUUCGUGUGAGCCGCUGCAUCUUCUUUUGUUUUUAAAGCUUUUCUGAGUUUUACACUGUUUUUAUUUUUAAUCUGAUUUUUUUCUGUCACUGUUGUACACUCUGCAGUCUGUUGUAUCAAAUAUACAUUCAACAAAAAAGUGAA